This is a messenger RNA of Cyprinus carpio (common carp), 3594 nucleotides long. Its product is annotated as probable polypeptide N-acetylgalactosaminyltransferase 8. The transcript has 11 exons. NCBI's taxonomy places the organism in Eukaryota, Metazoa, Chordata, Actinopteri, Cypriniformes, Cyprinidae. The coding region runs from base 1168 to 2952 and encodes 594 amino acids. Gene Ontology annotation, cellular component: Golgi apparatus. The record is from RefSeq and is a predicted model, not a curated record.
AAAAAUGGUAAGAAGCAAUGGAUAUUUUUUACUGAAAUUUGUCCAGAAUAAUAUGCAGUAAUAUGUAUCAACUUUUUUUGUUGUGCUUUAAAAUAUUUUUAAUGUGUUUUUGUGGUGUUUUAGCUUCGUAAAAAUGCACUUUUUGAUAAAUAAAGAUUAAAUAUGCUAAAAUCUGUUUUUUUUUUUUUUUUUUUUGUACAAAAAAAUUUGGGAAGUUGUUACACCCUGGAUGAGCAAAGUUAUUAAGUUUUAGUCCAAUACAAUAAACAUAAACUAGCAUUUUUGGGAAAAAGGAAAUCCUGAACACAAGUGAUCAGAACACAACAUGUUUUGCAAUCGAAAUAUGAACCACAUUGCAUUUUGGUCUGAAAACAUCUUACAUUUGUUGUAUCAAUGUCCCUUUCAAGGAUAGGACGUGUUCCCUCAGUUAAUGCUCAAGCGAUGCCUCCCUCUAGUGGUUAAAAAGAAGCAUGUGUGGAGGAGAGGAGAACAAGAACAGCUUUUUCUUGCCACAGUCAUCUGGGGUGGAGCUUAGAUUUGUAGAGCUUCUUUUGAACAAUAUGUAUUGUGAAAGCACUAUGCAAAUAAAUCUAAAAACCAGUUCACCAGCAUUUGUUUUCAGAGUAACUGCAAACAAAAAUCUUAUGUUAAAUGGCCUGUGUAACUUGUUUAUUCAAUUUUAUUACAUACAAAAAUUAUUGGUGUAACAAGUGUCACCUGUAAUUCAUAAAUUAACAUGAUAAACUUUAAUCUUAACAUUUUAAAACCAAUUUCAGUGUUUAAUGUUUAGUUUAACAUGUUUAUAUCAGUUGGAUAUUUUAGCAAGUUUAUUUCUAAUUGAUCAUUUUUUAUAGUUCUGUUCAGCCUGCAAUCGAAAAUCUGCAGAGCUGUUUUGGUUUAUAUUGAUUAUGUUAUGUCGAUGGACUGAAAAGUCGUACCCAUUGUUUAACUCUACCACCUCUACCAGGAUUCAGUGUCCUGGUUUUCUCCCUCCCAAUAGUAUGAUUAGUGUGACCAACAUUAAUAUCACAAUCACUCAGCAAGCAUUAGUUUCACAAAUGCUUGAAGCGUACAAUGUGAACCAGUGCCAGCCUUACAGAGUAACACCUGAAGACGGAAAACAACUAGAAAACAACUAAUUCUGUGACCUUUGCUGUUCUGAUCAUCAUGAGAAUAAGCUGUGUGAAGACUUUGUUUCCAGUCCUGUCUGUUGCUAUGGUUUUUCUCUAUAUGAGCUCUGUCAAGUGGGAAAUCCAAACUCAAGAGAAGCAGCUCCACCAAGUCCAACGGAACUUCUCAUUACACAGUGCACUUCUUCUAGACAAGCUAGACAAACUGGAGGCUCAUUUAAUAGCAGUGGAAGAGAAAAGCCAUAAAAUGGGAAAUGGAAAAAAGCCAGCUAAGAAACUGUUCCCAAACUCAAAUCUCUUCAAGGAAUGGACUGUUGAACUCUCUGAGGAUGACCAGAGGAAGGCUGAGGAGCUCUUUCAGAAAUACGGCUAUAAUGCCUUCCUUAGUGACCAGUUGCCUCUGGACCGGGAGCUCCCAGACACUCGAGACCACAGAUGCAUUGGCCGUGAAUACCCCCAUAAUCUGCCCACCCUCAGCGUGGUGCUGAUUUAUCUGGAUGAGGCUCUGUCUGUCAUUCAAAGAGCCAUUUGCAGCAUCAUCAACAGAACUCCAGCCUACCUGCUUAAAGAGAUCAUACUGGUGGACGACCACAGCACAAAUGAAGAUCUGAAAACACAGCUACAUGUGUAUAUCAGCUCCAUCAAUGAGAAGCACCCAGGCCUGGUGAAGAUGGUGACCCAUUCAGAGCAGAAAGGACUUUCCCAGGCCAGAAUCUCAGGGUGGAAGGCUGCCACUGGGGAUGUGGUUGCCAUUUUGGACGCCCACAUUGAGGUCCAUGUCAAAUGGGCGGAGCCUCUGCUUGCACGUAUCCAGGCUGACCGUACGCUGGUCCUGAGCCCUGUGUUUGAUAAAGUCAAUUACAAUGACUUGCAGGUGACAAACUAUUUUGCCUCUGCUCAAGGUUUUGACUGGGCUCUCUGGUGCAUGUACGUGGGAUUCCCUCAGAAGUGGUACGAUCAAAAAGACCCUUCACAGCCAGGAAAGAGUCCUUCUGUAAUGGGAAUACUUGUGGUUGAUCGCCUGUUCUUUGGUGAGAUUGGGACUCUGGACGGAGGGAUGGAGGUGUAUGGAGGAGAGAAUGUUGAAUUAGGAAUACGGGUGUGGCUGUGUGGAGGAAGCGUAGAGAUUGUACCCUGCUCUAAAAUUGCUCACAUUGAGAGGGCACACAAACCCUACAUGGCUGAUCUUAACAAUGUCAUGAAGAGAAAUGCACUCAGAGUGGCAGAAGUUUGGAUGGAUGAAUACAAAAUAAAUGUGAACAUCGCCUGGGGUCUUCCUAUACAGAACCAUGGGAUAGACAUUGGCGAUGUAUCAGAGAGAAAGAAACUGAGAGCAAGGCUAAAUUGCAAGCCAUUUAAAUGGUAUCUGGAAAAUGUCUAUCCUGAUUUAAAUCCCGUGAAUUUAUUAGCUUAUGGAGUGCUGAUUAAUGAUCUGCAAACAAGUUUAUGUUUAGAUAAGGGUCCACUUGAGGAGAACACACCCAUUUUAUAUCCAUGUCAUUUUAUGGGAUCUCAGAUAUUUCACUAUACAGCACGUGGUGAGAUAUUUGCACAUCCUCUGCAGUCCCUUAAAAACAAUAGGAACCGCUGUCUAAUUGAUCCCGGCUCAGGCAGGUUUCCAGAGCUGUCCUGGUGUUCAGACACUGAAAAACAAAAACACAUGUACUGGGAUUUCAAACAGGGACAGGCCAUACAGAACAGAGAAACCAAACGCUGUCUGGAGAUCAGCGCUGACCAGACAGGGAAGUAUGAAAAGAACGUUUUUCUUCAGGACUGCAGAAACCAACACUGGAAGAUACAGAAUGUAAUUCAGGACUUCUGAAAUACAAUAUGUAAUCCGUUUAUAUAAACAUGGCAUGCUGGAGAAACAUCACAGAGAGAGUUAGUGGUAAAACUGUGAAUGCAGCUAUGAACUGAAAAAUAUUAGGUGCUAAAAAAAACACAAAAAAAUUAUAUGGCUGAUCAAAGUAAAAAUUUAAUUUAGAGUCAAAGAGGAUUAAGAGAAUAAUAAUGUCUUAUUGCAAUUCAAAUAGAAUCAAAUAUAAAAUAUUUAACUUGCAUGUCAUGUGACCAUUAACCGGCAUCAGAGAAUGGUGAAAAUAUCAGUGGAUACUUCAAGUAAAUAUGUUACAUCUAAGGGGUUCGGCUGACAAAAAAAAUUGGGAACCCCUGAUAAAGAGCAAGAGAGCAUAUAUUAGCCUACACAUUUGUAGUCUACAUAAUGUACAGAAAUUCUAAAAAAAAAUUUACAGUGUACUUUAUUAAAUCAAUUAUAAACCCCCUUUUCAACAUACUACGGACGGAAAUAAGUGUCAGUUUCAGUUUUUUAGAAGUAUAGUUUUAUGUAAACAUGUGAUUAAUCUCCUUCAAACAAGACUUGAGUAAUUAAAAGCCACAGUGAAUGAGGAUGGGGCAUGUUGUCACAGAAUGUCAAUGUAUAUUAAAGCAAUAGUUCAACAAAAAA